Mugil cephalus (flathead mullet) is the source of this 2483-nucleotide messenger RNA. RefSeq names its product 24-dehydrocholesterol reductase (gene dhcr24). The transcript is spliced from 9 exons. Gene Ontology annotation, cellular component: membrane; cytoplasm. NCBI's taxonomy places the organism in Eukaryota, Metazoa, Chordata, Actinopteri, Mugiliformes, Mugilidae. Gene Ontology annotation, molecular function: Delta24(24-1) sterol reductase activity; FAD binding. Gene Ontology annotation, biological process: steroid metabolic process. The record is from RefSeq and is a predicted model, not a curated record. The coding region runs from base 139 to 1689 and encodes 516 amino acids.
CUACGUAUCACAGUGAAGGGGUGAUCAGGUUUUUUGGGGUUGGGAUAGCCAGUACCUACAUUUACAUUUUCGCCUCCGCUGAGAGGGAAAGCAGAUUCUUGCAGUUUGGGAAGUGAGCACACCGACACGUCUGCCACGAUGGAGCCGCUGCUGUAUUUAGGAGGUCUGGUCGUUAUGUUCCUGCUGUGGAUCAAAGUCAAAGGUCUAGAUUACGUGAUCGUUCACCAGAGGUGGAUAUUUGUGUGCCUAUUCCUGCUGCCUCUCUCCGUUAUAUUCGAUGUGUACUACUAUUUGAGAUCAUGGCUCAUCUUCAAGAUGUGCUCUGCGCCCAAACUGCACGAGCAGCGCGUGCGAGACAUCCAGAGACAGGUGCGUGAAUGGAUGAAGGAUGGCCGUAAGACUCGGAUGUGCACUGGUCGACCCGGCUGGCUCACCGUGUCUCUCAGAGUGGGGAAAUACAAGAAAACCCACAAGAACAUCACCAUCAAUAUGAUGGACAUUCUGGAGGUGGACACAAAGAGGCAGGUGGUGAGAGUUGAGCCACUGGCUAACAUGGGUCAAGUGACCGCUCUCCUAAAUUCCAUUGGCUGGACUCUGCCGGUGCUGCCGGAGCUGGACGACCUCACUGUGGGUGGCUUGGUGAUGGGCACAGGCAUCGAGUCCUCCUCCCACAUUUAUGGAUUGUUUCAGCACAUCUGUGUUGCAUAUGAACUGGUUCUAGCUGAUGGCAGUUUAGUACGCUGCACUGAGGAAGAGAACUCGGAUCUGUUCCACGCCGUCCCGUGGUCAUGUGGAACUCUGGGGUUCCUGGUGGCAGCUGAGAUUAAAAUAGUCCCGGCUAAACCCUGGGUGAAGCUACACUAUAAGCCGGUCAGAGGACUGGAAAACAUCUGUAAACACUUCACUGAAGCAUCAGAGAACAAACAGAACACAUUUGUGGAGGGAAUCCAGUACUCUCUGGACACUGCUGUCAUCAUGACAGGGACCAUGACUGACCAUGCAGAGCCUGACAAGAUCAACAGGAUCGGCCUGCACUUCAAACCCUGGUUCUUUAAGCACGUGGAGGGCUACCUGAAAGGAAACCGCACCGGAGUGGAAUACAUCCCUCUGAGGCAGUACUAUCACAGACACACACGCAGCAUCUUCUGGGAGCUUCAGGAUAUUAUUCCAUUUGGAAACAACCCCGUGUUUCGCUGUUUUUUUGGGUGGAUGGUUCCUCCUAAGAUCUCCCUGCUGAAGCUCACUCAGGGAGAAACCAUCAGACGUCUCUAUGAACAGCACCACGUGGUCCAGGACAUGCUGAUCCCCAUGAAGCAUCUGCAGGCCGCCAUCACACACUUCCAUCAAGACAUCAGUGUUUACCCCCUGUGGCUGUGUCCAUUCCUGUUGCCACCAGGCAGAGGGAUGGUUCACCCUAAAGGACAAGAGGAGGAGCUGUACGUGGACAUCGGAGCUUACGGGGAGCCUAAAGUCAAACAUUUUGAAGCUAAAGCAUCAACGCGUCAGCUGGAGAAGUUUGUCAGAGAUGUGCAUGGGUUCCAGAUGCUCUAUGCAGAUGUGUACAUGGACAAAGAGGAGUUUUGGGAGAUGUUCGAUGGACAGCUGUACCACAGACUAAGAGAUGAGCUAGGUUGUAAGGAAGCCUUCCCAGAGGUUUACGAGAAAAUCUGUAAAUCUGCCCGACACUGACCUUCAUCUCCUGUCUCUGCCCCGACCUCAGCCCUGUGUCAAAGUAACACCAAGACAGUGUCUGCAGCUUGGUGAAAGACACUAAUUUUAGGACAUUUCUACAAAUAAAUUAAAAAAAACAAAACAUUGCUACAUUUUCAGUAGUAGUGGUAGUUUUCUUUAGUCAAUUAUCUGGGGUUAUGUUUUAUCACGUUUAAUCACGCUCUGGUUUCAUGUGCUGCCUAACUCAAACCUUAAAUGUAACUUGAUGAGACUAUAUUGUACCAAAUGUCUUAUUUUUUACUUUUUUGAAAAAAAAUGUAUGUUGCCUCGUGAAUCAGGCUUGUUGCAGUGCAUCCUAGAGAUAUUUGAUCAGUUUGGGAUAUAGUGAAUUUGGAUUUUCAUGUUCUUGGGGUUUUUCCUAAACUGUUUUUGUGUUCGUGUGUGUGCGCGUGUGUCAGGCUGCAUCCUGGUCUAGGUGGGUGCUACAUGUCUAAGUAACAUCUACACACUAAUUCCAGUACCAAAAGUUUCCCAGCAGUUCCAACACUGCACUUGUCACAAGAUAGUAAAUGUUAUUCACCUGUGGUUUUAAUGUUGUGGCUGAUCAGUGUAUCUUGUUUCCCGAAGUGCCAGUGAAAGCAUGAUGAGCCGCACGCACUUUUUGUUUUACAAAAAAAAAAAAACAUAAUUUUGUCAUGAACAAAAGUAAAAUUGUAAAUCCAAAAACUUUUAUUUUGAUAUCAAAUGGGAGCAUAUCUCCAGGACUGUGUAAUGGUUGGAUUAAUUAAUUAAAAAUACUUUUCUGCAAUCGA